AUGCAAAGUGGCAGCACACGUUUCUGGCCAUCGUGGUCUGAUACCUCAAAGCAGAUCAAGUUCCUGGUGGAUCUCCUGUCUCAAGCAGCAGAGUGGGAGGAGCAGACAGGAGAGAAGACACUGAAGCUGGUAUCAUCAGUGUGGACUUACAGCACCUUUCCUUUUCCCAAUGACAACAAUUCUAAACACAGUGAUUUCCUGCUGGAUCUGUACUCGCAUGUGAAGGACUAUGAGAUUCAAACAGGCAGGAGUGUUCUUCCAGCAUUACAGACAGUUUACCAGUCAGACAAUCCUGUAGUCUGGUCCAUAGACCUCUCAGUGAGAAAGGCCUCCCUCCUCCUAGAAGUGCUGAAACUCCAACCAGAGAAGAAACCAGUAGAGCUGAAGGGCUGGUCAGAUGAAGAGAGUGAAGUGAGGAGUUUCCUUCAGUGUCUGUCCUACAUCUCACAGCUGAGGUUUGUUGUUGAUUAUGGUGAAGAGGAUAUCUGGCUUGUUCUGUCUAAACUCAGUGUUGCUGCAGCUGAGUUUGAUACAGAGACAGGAGAGAAUAUCUUACAGACAUUAUCCUCCAUGUGCAGAUACACAUAUGAUGAUGAUGAUGAUGAUGAUGGUGAUGAUCCAUUUAGAGAGAGUCAUUUCCUGUUGGAUCUGUACUCACAUGUGAAGGACUAUGAGACUCAAACAGGCAGGAGUGUCCUUCCAGCAUUACAGCCAGUUUACCAGUCAACUCCUGCAGUCUGGUCCAUAGACCUCUCAGAGAGAAAGGCCUCCCUCCUCCUAGAAGUGCUGAAACUCCAACCAGAGAAGAAACCAGUAGCGCUGAAUGGCUGGUCAGAUGAAGAGAGUGAAGUGAGGAGUUUCCUUCAGUGUCUGCCCUACAUCUCACAGCUGAGUUUCUAUCCAGACUGUCCAUGGAGGUCUGAUCCCUCAAAGCAGAUCAAGUUCCUGGUGGAUCUCCUGUCUCAAGCAGCAGAGUGGGAGGAGCAGACAGGAGAGAAGACACUGAAGCUGGUAUCAUCAGUGUGUACUUACAGCACCUUCCCCUUCGGUGAUGAUGAUGAUGAUGGUGACGAUCAUAAGGAAUAUCAAUGUGAUUUCCUGCUGGAUCUGUACUCACAUGUGAAGGACUAUGAGACUCAAACAGGCAGGAGUGUCCUUCCAGCAUUACAGCCAGUUUACCAGUCAGCUCCUGCAGUCUGGUCCAUAGACCUCUCAAAGAGAAAGGCCUCCCUCCUCCUAGAAGUGCUGAAACUCCAACCAGAGAAGAAACCAGUAGAGCUGUGGGGCUGGUCAGAUGAAGAGAGUGAAGUGAGGAGUUUCCUUCAGUGUCUGCCCUACAUCUCACAGCUGAGGUUCUAUCCAUUGUGGUCAAAUCCCUCAAAGCGGAUCAAGUUCCUGGUGAAUCUCCUGUCUCAAGCAGCAGAGUGGGAUGAGCAGACAGGAGAGAAGACACUGAAGCUGGUAUCAUCAAUGUGUACUUACUGCAACUUUCCUUAUCCCUGUGGAGCCAAUUCUAUACAGAGUGAUUUCCUGCUGGAUCUGUACUCACAUGUGAAGGACUAUGAGACUCAAACAGGCAGGAGUGUCCUUCCAGCAUUACAGCCAGUUUACCAGUCAGCUCCUGCAGUCUGGUCCAUAGACCUCUCAGAGAGAAAGGCCUCCCUCCUCCUAGAAGUGCUGAAAUUCCAACCAGAGAAGAAACGAGUAGAGCUGAAGGGCUGGUCAGAUGAAGUGAGGAGUUUCCUUCAGUGUCUGCCCUACAUCUCACAGCUGAGGUUCGAUCAAUGUUGGUCUGAUCCCUCAAAGUGGAUCAAGUUCCUGGUGGAUCUCCUGUCUCAAGCAGCAGAUUGGGAGGAGCAGACAGGAGAGAAGACACUGAAGCUGGUAUCAUCAGUGUGUACUUACAAAAACUUUCCUUAUCGCUAUGGAGACAAAUCUAAACAGAGUGAUUUCCUGCUGGAUCUGUACUCACAUGUAAAGGACUAUGAGACUCAAACAGGCAGGAGUGUCCUUCCAGCAUUUCAGCCAGUUUACCAGUCAGCCAGUCCUGCAGUCUGGUACAUAGACCUCUCAGAGAGAAAGGCCUCCCUCCUCCUAGAAGUGCUGAAACUCCAAGCAGAGAAGAAACCAGUAGAGCUGAAGGGCUGGUCAGAUGAAGAGAGUGAAGUGAGGAGUUUCCUUCAGUGUCUGUCCUACAUCUCACAGCUGAGUUUCUAUCCAGAUUGGUAUGAUCCCUCAAAGCAGAUCAAGUUCCUGGUGGAUCUCCUGUAUCAAGCAGCAGAGUGGGAGGAGCAGACAGGAGAGAAGACACUGAAGCUGGUAUCAUCAGUGUGGACUUACAGCACCUUUCCUUAUUGCUAUGGAAAAAAUUCUUAUCAGAGUGAAUUCCUGCUGGAUCUGUACUCACAUGUGAAGGACUAUGAGACUCAAACAGGCAGGAGUGUCCUUCCAGCAUUACAGCCAGUUUACCAGUCAGCUCCUGCAGUCUGGUCCAUAGACCUCUCAGAGAGAAAGGCCUCCCUCCUCCUAGAAGUGCUGAAACUCCAACCAGAGAAGAAACCAGUAGAGCUGAAGGGCUGGUCAGAUGAAGAGAGUGAAGUGAGGAGUUUCCUUCAGUGUCUUUCCUACAUCUCACAGCUGAGUUUCUAUCCACAGAGGUCUGAUCCCUCAAAGCAGAUCAAGUUCCUGGUGGAUCUCCUGUCUCAAGCAGCAAAGUGGGAGGAGCAGACAGGAGAGAAGACACUGAAGCUGGUAUCAUCAGUGUGUACUUACAGCACCUUUCCUUUUCCCAAUGGAGACAAUUCUCAACAGAGUGAUUUCCUGCUGGAUCUGUACUCACAUGUGAAGGACUAUGAGACUCAAACAGGCAGGAGUUUCCUUCCAGCAUUACAGACAGUUUACCAGUCAGCUCCUGCAGUCUGGUCCAUAGACCUCUCAGAGAGAAAGGCCUCCCUCCUCCUAGAAGUGCUGAAACUCCAACCAGAGAAGAAACCAGUAGAGCUGAAGGGCUGGUCAGAUGAAGAGAGUGAAGUGAGGAGUUUCCUUCAGUGUCUGUCCUACAUCUCACAGCUGAGUUUCUGUCCACGGAGGUCUGAUCCCCCAAAGCAGAUCAAGUUCCUGGUGGAUCUCCUGUCUCAAGCAGCAAAGUGGGAGGAGCAGACAGGAGAGAAGACACUGAAGCUGGUAUCAUCAGUGUGUACUUACAGCACCUUUCCUUUUCUCAAUGGAGACAUUUACAGAGACAAUUCUAAACAGAGUGUUUUCCUGCUGGAUCUGUACUCACAUGUGAAGGACUAUGAGACUCAAACAGGCAGGAGUGUCCUUCCAGCAUUACAGCCAGUUUACCAGUCAGCUCCUGCAGUCUGGUCCAUAGACCUCUCAGAGAGAAAGGCCUCCCUCCUCCUAGAAAUGCUGAAACUCCAACCAGAGAAGAAACCAGUAGAGCUGAAGGGCUGGUCAGAUGAAGAGAGUGAAGUGAGGAGUUUCCUUCAGUGUCUGCCCUACAUCUCACAGCUGAGUUUCUAUCCAUGGGGGUCUGAUCCCUCAAAGCCGAUCAAGUUCCUGGUGGAUCUCCUGUCUCAAGCAGCAGAGUGGGAGGAGCAGACAGGAGAGAAGACACUGAAGCUGGUAUCAUCAGUGUGUACUUACAACACCUUUCCUUUUCCCAAUGGAGACAAUUCUGAACACAGUGAUUUCCUGCUGGAUCUGUUCUCAUAUGUGAAGGACUAUGAGACUCAAACAGGCAGGAGUGUCUUUCCAGCAUUACAGACAGUUUACCAGUCAGCCAAUCCUGCAGUCUGGUCCAUAGACCUCUCAAAAAGAAAUGCCUCCCUCCUCCUAGAAGUGCUGAAACUCCAACCAGAGAAGAAACCAGUAAAGCUGAGCGGCUGGUCAGAUGAAGAGAGUGAAGUGAGGAGUUUCCUUCAGUGUCUGCCCUACAUCUCACAGCUGAGACUGAACUCAGACACUCUGCAACACCUGACUGUAGUUGUGUAUGAAGCUCAGGACAAGGACUUGACUCAGUGGUUCCUGGAGAAGGUUGGUGGAGACCUGACCUCCUGCAGGCUGGACUGGGAAGUGCUUCUCUCUCUGCUGCAGCAUUCAACCCACAACAUCACUGUGGACCUCAGGAAGAACAGGUUUCUAGAGAAGAACAUCUCAGAUCUUCUCCCCUUUCUGGGAAGGGUUACUCUCAAGAGCCCCAGCAAAGCUCUGCUACUUCAGCUGCUGGACCUUGUGUGUGAGGGGAUUGAAGAGGGACUGCUGAGGCACGCAGAGUCCCUGUGCAGAGCCCUGGAUGGGGAGCUGGACCUCAGUGAGACCAGGCUGGACCAGAAGGCCUGUGGAUCUCUGGCCCUGGUUCUGGAACACUCAGAGGGUCUGUCAGAACUGGACCUCAGCCACUGUCAACUCACAGACCACCACCUACAGCCCCUGAUCACACACCUGCAUAAAGUACAAGUCCUGGACCUGAGCCACAAUGACAUCACUGAUGCUCUGACUGACAGAAUACUCCAACUGGUCUCUACCAACACUUCAAUACACACCGUACGACUCUUCAACAACAGAAUCAUGAACAGAACCGCUUUCCUGACAGAGGAGAGGUUUGAGAUCUGAUUAAACAUCAGGUCUUGGUCCAGGAAGACCUUCCUGGUCCAGGAAGAGGAAGAGAUGGCUGUUAGGUCUUAGUCCAAAUCCAAAUAAAAUGUUAUUGGUUACAUACACAUGGUUAGCAGAUGUUAUUGCAAGUGUAGCGAAAUGCUUAUGCUUCUAGAUCCGACAGUGCAGCAGUAUCUA
Salvelinus namaycush (lake trout) is the source of this 4797-nucleotide messenger RNA. RefSeq lists its product as uncharacterized. Lineage: Eukaryota; Metazoa; Chordata; Actinopteri; Salmoniformes; Salmonidae. The record is from RefSeq and is a predicted model, not a curated record. The coding region runs from base 1 to 4617 and encodes 1538 amino acids. The transcript has 14 exons.